AUGGGAAGCUGCCAUGAAUUUGACGGGUGGGACUCGGACGGAAUAGCACUAGUCUGUCUCAAAGCCAAUCUCAAGAACUCCCAACCAAAUCCCAAUAGCAAGGACAGUCAAACGAAGAUGUCUGUCGAAGCCAGCCGAUCAAAUGCAGCGCUGGACUUGAGCGGCAAGACCGCCGUGGUGACGGGUGGAACCCAAGGGAUUGGAGAGGGAAUAGCGCUCCGUUGCGCGCAACUUGGCGCUAGCAGAAUCUUUAUCGUUGGCCGGAGCCAGGAACGCGGGAACGCUGUGCUCGAACGUUUGAGAGCUGUCGCCGCGGAAAGGGCCCAUUCUAAGCAGCAAUUCGAGUUCCUCCAAGCUGAUCUUUCGACAAUCAAAACAAUCAAGGAAACAGCUUCGGAGAUCAAAAAGAAAGUCGGAACGAAUGGUCUGGAUUACUUGUUGAUGACUCAAGGAGGGCCUCCUAACGGGUUAUAUGAAGAAAAUUCUGAAGGAUACGAAAAGUCGCUCGUCGUCCAUUGCCUAUCUCGGUUCGGCUUGAGUUACUUGCUCGCAGAGUCAAAGACGCUGAAGAACGAGAGUACCGUCGUCUCGAUCCUAUCGCCGGGCUCGAGCUAUUCGGAGCUCGACCUUGAAGACCUUUCGUUGAAGAAACUUCAUGCAACUCAUCCGUGGAGGCCGACGAUGUUGAUCACCCAGGGCAAACGUGACUCUACUCUGACCGACGCAUUUACUCUGGAAUUCAACCGCCGUUAUCCAUCGGUCAAGUUCUACCACCUCUUCCCAGGCUUUGUGCAGACUAACGCGGCAGCCAAUCGAGGGCUCCCAUUCCCCAUCCCUCAAUUGGGUUCAGUGUUUGGCCCGAUCCUGGCGAAGAUUGCAGGAAACACGCCAACAAGUUACUCGGAUAUUCCAUUAUUUUUUGCAGCCAACCCAGAGGCCAGAAAGUUGGACGGCUAUCUCUUCAACGAGCGCUUGAAGAAGAUUGACUUGGGACAAUACAAUCGCGACCAAGCCAACCGAGAAAAGGUGUUUGAGAAGCUUCGUAGUAUGUUUUGA
Molecule: messenger RNA, 1056 nt
Organism: Puccinia triticina
Lineage: Eukaryota; Fungi; Basidiomycota; Pucciniomycetes; Pucciniales; Pucciniaceae
Exons: 8
Coding region: 1-1056 (351 amino acids)
Source: RefSeq, a predicted model, not a curated record